Messenger RNA from Erinaceus europaeus (western European hedgehog), 619 nucleotides. Its product is annotated as short transmembrane mitochondrial protein 1. The coding region runs from base 66 to 209 and encodes 47 amino acids. Lineage: Eukaryota; Metazoa; Chordata; Mammalia; Eulipotyphla; Erinaceidae. The transcript has a single exon. The record is from RefSeq and is a predicted model, not a curated record.
UGGGGCCGGCAGGCUGGGCCAGGCCGUCGCAGUACAGCGGCUUGUUCUGGGUCCCUGCCGACAUCAUGCUCCAGUUCCUGCUUGGAUUUACUUUGGGCAAUGUGGUUGGAAUGUAUCUGGCUCAAAACUAUGACAUACCAAGCCUGGCUAAAAAAAUUGAAGACAUUAAAAAGGACUUGGAAGCCAAGAAGAAGCCCCCCAGUUCCUGAGGCUGACACCUGCUUACUCUGGACACGAUGAGUCCACUACACUCGAGGAUCUCCAUUACUCUCUGAACAGAAAGCUUUCAUUUUAACCCCUAGUCUCAGUGAUUUCCUCUUUUGCUAGACUCUGUGUUACCUUAGAGCAAAGAUGGGGCCACAAAUGCAAAACAGCUCUGACUUUUCUGCUUAUCUUCCCCCUUCCUACCCUCCUGCCAGCCCCUUGGAAGAUUCCGAGACUGGAAUUUUGGUGCUAGAUUCACAGUAGUUGCUCCCUUCUUCCAAAGAAUUUCUAUCGCCUUUUUUUGAAAAGAAAAAAAUUGAUAAGUUUUGUAUGUAUUGCUCUCCGGUUAUAAGUAAUGCUGAUUUCACAGUUUACCAAUAAUAAUGGGUUUUUCAACAUUUGGUACUAAAUUAUG